UUGAAAAGUGCAAAGGGCGCACUACGGACAAACUAGCUGCGAAUGUGAAAGGGCACAGCACAUGGUUCUAUGUGGUUCCUGGAGUUGAUCAACCGUAUAAACAUAAAGUAUUAGAGCCAUUUGGCCCUCACCUACUGUUCAUAAACUUAGGUUGCUCACGAGCAAGAUGUAACGCUAGGUUGGAACUUGGCCAGGUGUCGAUAGCAAAUUAGGUGUUUUGUUUUGUGCUCCAAUCGCUCGGUUUCAUAACUUGCGCUAUCUCCCGAAUAAGAGCCUCAAGUCACGUCCAAAGUAUGGAAUCUGAGUUGUGGCUGAGCUGUGAGAAGACUGCCGUGCUCCAGGGAGGGUUUCUACUGGCGGAGAAGCUAUCUGGUGCUGGGAAGCUGUCUGACCUCAGGAAGGAGGACUGGGCGACAGUGGGUCACCCUGUCCGGCAGGCCGUCAUUAGCAUCUGUGGAGAAGGUCGUGGGGGCAGCCAAGACCAAGUCCUCUGGAGAAAGAGGAUCGUCUGUGUCCUGUGGCGCAAGCUACUGGAAACGGAAGACGGGAAGGACAUUGACUCCGCGUGGAGAGAGAGCCCUUUUUUCUCAGUGCAGAACGCCCUCCCCCAGGUCAGCCGCGUGGUGCUGUACGAGUUGAUCAAGUCGACGGGCUUCUCCCAAGUGUAUGUCGAGUUGCUGCUGUGCUUCCCGGAGGCGGGCCUGUGCUCAGAGCUGGCUAGGCUGGCCAAGCACAUCGUAGCCGAAAACACAAAGGAGGACACUGAGCUCCUCCUAGACGUGUGGUGGGACUUGUGGAAGGCCCGUGGCGGGCAGGAGCACGCCCUGGAUCAGCUCUUUGCGUCGCAGUGCGGCAGCUACGCAACGCCCCGCUCUCAGCGCUCACGCCAGGCCACCCAGAACGUCGAGCCUGGUCCGCGGCAAUCUCGGACCUUCCCUUGUGUGCAGUCCAUCCUGUUCAGUGCAAUUGAGGCAGUUAAUCAUGACGCGCUGUCCUUGGACGUGUGUCGUUUUGCCCUGUCCGUCUCCCUGGACACGUUCUACACGUCGUUCUUGCUCGACCGCGCGGAGGACGGCAGCCCCGAGCAGUAUCUUCAGAGCCUUUCGAGGGCGGUGUGCGUGAGACGACGGCAAGCUGGCCCGGAGGGCCGCGACUUGACGGAGAUCAUCAGAGAGGCACAGCGAGAGCUCGCCGCCACACGCAGACCGGCGCGGUUCAGGCCGCACAGCGUGACUCUGAUGGACGCCGUGCGUACCGUCUCGACCAUUUGCCGGGCCUGGGGGGAGCGGGGGCUGUUGAAGGUGCCGGAAAGUGACGCUCCCCGUGAAAAUGUCCUCGGUCUGGCGGGGAGUUUGCGCCGAGUAAUCGGAGCCGUGGAGGAAGGCACAGCAACCGAGGCGCUGACUGAAGCCGAGAGGCGGGACGUGGAUGAAAUGUGUCGUACUUUGAGGGACCUUGCAGAGUCCCUUCCUGUCCCCGACCUCCAGUGUGACUCUGUGGACAUGGCCCAUGUAGCUGUUGCCGUCAUCGAUCAGCGUCUAGACCGAUACCAAGAUAUCGUUUGUGUGUUUGCCUCUGAAUUAAAUUGGGCUUUAAGUGGCAAUGAGUGGAUUAACUGCCUGAAGAGAAAUAAAGACGCCUUUCUGCACAAAGACCUGGUUCUGAAGUUAAUCUCCGUCCUAGUGGCCAAAUGCCAAAUGAACACGGAUAUCGUGCAGUGUAAACUGCUGAAGGAAAUUAUUUUGGAUGUUUUCUCUGAGCUUCCACUACCAGGCAAGAAUGAGAGCCUGGCUGCAGUGCUUGGUUCCUGGGGAAACGGUGGGCUGAACGGGACUCUGCCCCUUGCCAUGUCUGAGGGCUUCAGUGAGGAGCUAAACUUGUCUUUCAACAGCCUCAUUCAGAGUCGGGCAGAGUCCGGCUUGGGCCUUGCGGUGUCUGCCGUGGCCCGGGUUGCCCUACAGGACCCUGAAGCCACCCUGAGCAGAUGCUGUCAUAUGGCUGUCAUGAACCUGGGAGCUGAAGCUCUCCUGGCCCAAGUCCUCCAGCAGCUUCCUGGGCUGAUUUAUCCCCAGGGCUCCGGUGCAGAGGGGCGGAGCCUGGCUCGUGGGGGGCUGCUGUGCAGCUGUCUACAGGAGGCGGUUCAGGGCAAGCUGGCUACACCCCAAGAGGAGGGGCAGUUCCUCAACUUCCUUGCCGCCUUAAUGAAUUUCAAGGUGGUGGCGAGCGAGACCGAAGAGGAAGAGCUGAGUUUGUUGCCCCCCGAAAAUGUGGUUUGUUCCUUUGUCCUGCCUUACCUUACCGCCUCUUCCCCUCACUCCUGUAGCUUGGAACUGUGCCUGCAGGUGCUUCACUCUGCCCUGAAGCAGGGAGAACGCAUCGGCUCUGCUCAUUGGCUGAUGAGCUGCAGCCCUUUCCCCCUCCUCGCUGCUCUCUGUCAACUCCUGAAUGACAGCUACGCCUGUUGGGAGGAGCCAGUGGAGGGCAGCCGUUACGUGUCGAUUGAGUCAAAGGAGCUGCUCAUUGGUGCUCUGAAGGUGAUUGACGGGUUGGUUGGCAGGGAGGUGGCUGCAGCCCCUGGCGUCUGGUCUAGAGCAGUCUUCUGGCUCCACAGUAAACUGGAAGGGCUCGACUGGACCGUCUACUUUCAUCUGAGGUCGAUCUUGGGCGGGCACUUCAAGAACGAGGGUCCAUGUUCCCUGUUUGCCGUGUGUGAGCUGUCGGAACGGGAGUGGUCUGGGCUGGAGCUGCUCCAGUACGGCCAGGGCACGGGCCUUCUGGCCUGGGUGGAGUGUUGCUGCAUGCCUGGCCUACGUGAGACCAUGCUGAGCGGCCUGGCUCUGGACCAGAGCUGCCCGGACCAGGUCACCAUGUUCGGCAAGGGCCUCCUGGUGGCGGUGACGCAGACGCUGCCCUGGCGCACCCCUGAGGAGUGGCGGACGCUGCUGGGCGCGCUGAGGCAGCUGCUGGAGUCCGGCCGGCUCUACGCGCCGUACUCCCUGGAGUACGUGGACUUCCUCCCGCUGCUCGACCUCCGACCUUUCGCCUGCGAGCUCCGCCUGUCCGCGCUGCUGCUGCGCGUCUUCCAGCUGCUGUGCGGGGCGAGCUGCGAGGGCUGGCUGCCGGCGCGGGGCUGGGCGCACGCGGGGCAGCUCUACGCCGCCGCCGUCCGCGAGACCAUCGCCUCCGUGAAGGGGAAGCUCCCCGUCCCGCCGCCCGCUCUCCCCAGCGGCGCGAGCGCCGGGCAGGAAGGCCUGUUCGUUCUGGCCCAGCUCUUCUGCCACGUGCUGCACGUCCUGGUGAUGCUGCCGGGCGGCGCCGAGCCCCUCUUCCUGUGCGCCCUCGAGACGCUGACUCUGUACCAGUCGCUGACGGCCGCGUAUCCCGCCAGCAGCUCCAGCCUGAACCGUAAAAACACGAAACACUUCUUCGCCACCCUCACGGCCAACCUGGAGAGUGCGGACAUGAGGGCUGCCCUGAGUCAAAAGAUUGCCCAGCUGUGAACCGUUUUCUGAACAUGAGUUUAUUAAGUGAAAAUGAAUUCCCAUGGAAAAAUUAUGACAAAAUUAUGAUAAGCCCCUGCUUUUGUCAUUUUUCUGGUUGUGUAACAACCGGUUAAACAGGUUAUUUAACUGACACAAAAAAAUGGUUUUCUUCUUCGUUUGGAAUGUGUACAUAUGUGCAUGUAUUCAAGAUCCAAAACAUUUCCAUUCAGUCAAAAACGAAACACUGUUAUCAUGACACAAUUGGUUAGAUCAUUUUAAUUUUAGGCUUCUGCACUAAAAUCAGAAUAUUGAUUUUACAGCCGAAGUAUUCAAAUGAACUCCUCAAACGAGACCUUUACCCUUAUUAGAUCAGCCACAGCACACUGCUCUUUUGCCCUAUAUACACAGUAUCUGCCAGUUUUUAAAAUAACAGACUGUCACCACCACCCAUUGAUCCUUGCAUCCAUUGAGAGGGGGGGUUGUGCUUUGAUGUUGUCAGUGACGUGUCAACAGUUUCAUUGGCAUGAGUUUGUCAGUAAACUUUUGGUUGGGGGCUUUGUAAAAACCCUACUUGGGCUUUCAUAGAAUUGACUUGUUUACAGAUAUUUUUAAUAAGUGGUCUAAAUCGAAAUGGAAAGGGAAAGCUUCAGAACAUGUGCUUCAGAGCACUUUGGCAUAUGUCACCCAUUCUUGUGUACAAAUUAUUUCAUUUGUUGAUGCAUCUUAUUGGCCUGUGUGAUUUCAGUUGUCACUUCUCUCAGUGAAGGUUUUUUCUUUCUUUUUUACUUUGCAUGUAAAGCUUUUUACUGUUUUACAAUUGGCUUAAAUAAAUUGUUUCUGAAAUUA
Molecule: messenger RNA, 4328 nt
Organism: Conger conger (European conger)
Lineage: Eukaryota; Metazoa; Chordata; Actinopteri; Anguilliformes; Congridae
Gene: gemin4
Product: gem (nuclear organelle) associated protein 4
Exons: 2
Coding region: 294-3500 (1068 amino acids)
Biological process (GO): rRNA processing; spliceosomal snRNP assembly
Cellular component (GO): SMN complex
Source: RefSeq, a predicted model, not a curated record